UCCCCCCGCUGGUCUGAUUCUUCUCUCCCAUGGCGGCCGAAGCAGCACCACCACCGCAGUCUCCGCCGGACGUCGACCCACGCAGCGGCUUCUGCGCAGCGACGAGGACCUUCCACAGCCUCCGCCCCACCGUCCCCCUCCCUCCCCCUUCCCUCCCCCUCUCCUUCCCCUCCUUCGCCUUCUCCUUCCUCCCUUCUUCCCCCCUCCCCUCCCACCCCGCUCUCAUCGACGCCGCCAAUGGCGACGCCAUCUCCUACCCGGAGCUGCUCUCUCAAAUCCGCUCCCUCGCCGCCGCGCUCCGCUCCUCCGGCGCCGUGUCCAAAGGCGACGUCGCCUUCAUCCUCUCCCCNCUCCCCUCCCACCCCGCUCUCAUCGACGCCGCCAAUGGCACCUCCUCCACCGCCCACAAGCUACCGUCCAACCUCCCCACCAUCCUCCUCGACUCCCCCCGAUUCCGAUCCUUCUUGCAAAUCUCCGAAUCUUAUCCCACAGUGGAGGCCGUUGUGAUCCGCCAAUCGGACUCCGCGGCGAUCCUCUACUCCUCGGGGACGACGGGGCGGGUGAAGGGCGUUUUGCUCACCCACCGCAACCUGAUAGCGGCCACGGCGCCGCUGGCAGCGGCCGCGUCGGCUGCUGCUGCUGCACCGGCGGCUAGAAUGCUGCUGACGGUCCCGCUCUUCCACGCCUACGGCUUCGCUUUCUGCCUCAAGGCGGCGGCGGUCGGGGAGACGGCGGUGAUUCAGACGGAGAGGUUCGACGCCAAGCGGACGCUGAAGGCCGUCGCGCGCUUCCGGCUGACGCAUCUCGCAUUGGCGCCGCCGGCCGUGCUGGCGCUGGUGAAAUUUCGAGAGGCUGGGUGCGCGGGCGCGGCAUCGGUGGGCGACGUGAGCUCGCUGGCCGUGGUGACCUGCAGCGGGGCGCCGAUCGGGACCGAUUUGAUCCGGCGGUUCUUGGCGAGCUUUCCCAAUGCACGCCUCACCCAGGGAUACGGAUUGACCGAGACAACGACCGGUGUUUUCCGGUUUCAUGGUGAGGAAGCAAGCCAACGUAUCGGUUCUGUCGGACGUCUCGUGUGGGGCUGCGAAGCAAAGAUUGUCGAUUCGGGCACUGGAAUUGCUUUGCCUCCAGGCGCUCGAGGGGAGCUUUGGAUUCGAGGACCAUUAAUUAUGCAGGGUUACAUUGGUGACGAGAGAUCAACCUCUGAAAUUCUGAACUCCGAAGGAUGGUUCAAAACUGGGGACCUCUGCUACAUCGAUGACGAUGGAUUCCUCUUCAUUCUUGAUAGGUUAAAAGAGUUGAUAAAAUAUAAGGGAUACCAGGUUCCCCCUGCAGAACUCGAGCACUUACUUCAAACUCACCCAGAAAUCACUGAGGCUGCAGUUAUUCCAUAUCCGGAUGAAAAUGCAGGUCAAGUCCCCAUAGCCUUUGUUGUAAGACAACCCAACAGCACGCUGAAUGAGGCACAAGUCACGGAAUUUGUAUCUCAACAGGUUGCACCAUACAAAAAGAUUCGCCGUGCCAUUUUCGUUGAAUCAAUACCUAAGAAUGCUUCAGGGAAGACAUUGAGGAAGGAUUUGGUACAAGUCGCGUUCUCGAGAUUACAAUCGAAGCUAUAGCUUUAUCUAUGUGCAACUUGGCCGCAAAUGUGAUUGAGCCUUUUGCAUUUCUCUGAACAAAUGAAAAUAAUGCUGUAUUGAUAGAACAAUUACACUCGUAUUGCUGUGACGGUGAUCGAGUUAAUUAUAACUACAAUUACAUUUAAAGAAGGUACCAGUUUUUCCUAAAUAGAAUAGCCAAAAAUGAAUGGCGUUCCACUGUUUGCUCGGAUGUAAAGCAUUAUUUUCAUUUGUUAGAGGGGCUCAGUAAGAAGUUCGCUUCAAUCAACCCCUUGUUUCUGGAAGUGACUACCGUACGGAGGGGUUCACAGUUAUAUUUGCUUAAAUCAGUGGAGUUUCCACAUUAUGGUUCC
This is a messenger RNA of Ananas comosus (pineapple), 1969 nucleotides long. RefSeq names its product 4-coumarate--CoA ligase-like 7. Gene Ontology annotation, molecular function: CoA-ligase activity. The transcript has 7 exons. The record is from RefSeq and is a predicted model, not a curated record. Lineage: Eukaryota; Viridiplantae; Streptophyta; Magnoliopsida; Poales; Bromeliaceae. The coding region runs from base 30 to 1616 and encodes 528 amino acids.